AUGGGUGAAGUAUCGACUGCCGUUAAAAGAAAAAGAAAUAACAAGAGAAGAAAUAAGAAGAGAACAGCUAUUUCUGAUUCUGACGAUUCAUCCUUCUCUGAUAAUGAAAUAACGGAAUCUAAGGAUAUAGUAGCAGGAACUAAUGAAAGUGAAACGGUUAAUGAUGAGGUUAAACCAGAAAUUACACAGAAAUAUGAAAGCCUUGAAUUAUCUGAUAACGAAAUAAGUGACAUUGAAAUGAAAGACGAAGCAAAAGAAGAUAAUGUGAUUGCAAAUGAUAAAUAUGAAGAGAUAUCGAAUAUUGAAGAUAUAAAAAACAAAUUAGAUUCCAAGAAGGCUGACAAUCAAUUGAAAAAUGAAUAUUUAAAUUUACUAUUCACCAACUAUGGUGAUGAUGUAAAUUCAUUGAGAGAAGCCCCAGAUUUUAGCACUAAGUCAUUAAGUAUAUUAGCCAACGUAUUAAAAGACGGUACAAAAAUGUUUGAUCAAGAUACAUUAAGGAGUAUAUUGGAAACUAAAUAG
Messenger RNA from Tetrapisispora phaffii CBS 4417, 522 nucleotides. Its product is annotated as ribosome assembly protein 3. The transcript has a single exon. Gene Ontology annotation, cellular component: preribosome, large subunit precursor. Gene Ontology annotation, biological process: ribosomal large subunit assembly. Bases 1 to 522 code for a protein of 173 amino acids. The record is from RefSeq and is a predicted model, not a curated record. Lineage: Eukaryota; Fungi; Ascomycota; Saccharomycetes; Saccharomycetales; Saccharomycetaceae.